Messenger RNA from Entrophospora candida, 962 nucleotides. NCBI's taxonomy places the organism in Eukaryota, Fungi, Glomeromycota, Glomeromycetes, Entrophosporales, Entrophosporaceae. The record is from the annotation of a GenBank genome assembly.
AAAAUUUAUCAAAUGAUAACAGUAAGAAAUAUGUUCCAUUAUACGUUUAUGAUGGUUGGUAUCAUAAACCUCCUAAAGUGGCAAUAAACCUUUUACUGCAAGAAAAAUUUGGACCUACACAAUUAAAAAAUUCAAUUGAAAAUUAUUAUUUUAAAAAAAAUUAUCAGGAAGCGUUAAGAUUAUCGUUAGAAUAUAUUGAUUUUGUAGAAAAAUCAAACAAUCACAAUUUAGCUAAUGAUGGUAGUAGUAAUAGCAAUGUUUAUAAUAAUCCCAAUAGAUUAACUAGUACGCGUGAAAUGUUAGAAAUAGCUUCUCAAUGUGCUUUAAAAUUGGGAGAUAUUGAAUUGGCUGUAAAAUGUGCUGAUAAACUGGUUUCAAAUGAACCUGGACAUGUAAACCUUAAAGGUAUGAUUUAUUCUAAAGAUUCGAUCAAAUGGUUUGUUAAAUAUCAGAAAAUUCGUAAAAAUGAUUAUAUUGUGUGGAAAGAAAUUAGUAAAACAUUCAUCAAUUAUUCUGAAAAUAAAACUGUUACCGAUAGUAAUAAUAGUAAUAGUAAUAGUAUAAUAUAUCAACAGUUUGCAUUGAUAUGCUUGAAACAUUCUUAUAAUAUAAUGGUAAAAUCUAAUUGGCAACAUCAUAUAGAUUAUUUGGAAAUCAGAUAUUUGGCUGAAAAGAAAGAAAUUGAAGAUUUAAUAAAUAAUUUAGAUAAAAGAAUUUUACUAAAUGCAGUGAAUGCGGUGAAUGCAGUGAAUAUAGUAGAAUUAACUGAUUGGAUAAAUAAUUUAAAGAAUCUAGAAGAAAAAGAAGACCAUUCAUCAAAUAACCUGGAUAUUGGAUCGGAUUUUAUUAGUAGUGAAUUAUUUGAAUGGAUAUUAAAUGAAUGUAAUAAUGGUAAUAAUAGUGAUUGUAAUAAUGAUAAUGAUUUAAUUGAUAAUAACUUUAAAAGCUUUAAAGAUUUAUAA